Molecule: messenger RNA, 778 nt
Organism: Glycine soja
Lineage: Eukaryota; Viridiplantae; Streptophyta; Magnoliopsida; Fabales; Fabaceae
Product: 18.5 kDa class I heat shock protein-like
Exons: 1
Coding region: 98-514 (138 amino acids)
Biological process (GO): protein complex oligomerization; response to heat; response to hydrogen peroxide
Source: RefSeq, a predicted model, not a curated record
CGUUUGUGGGAUGAAAGAGGGAUCAAUAAUUCGGAGAAGAUUGAGAAAGGUAAAGGUCCUUGUUGUUCCGGUGUGCUGCUAGAGAAUCUGGUGAAGGAUGUCAAUUGUUCCAAUCAACCAAGGUCACUCCCAGGACUCUUGGGAUCAAUUCAUCGAUUUUCCUCUCCCUCCUUCCAUCUCCAGCUUCUUCCCCGGCUUCGAAUUCGGAUUCGGCUCAUCGGUGGUUAACACACGUGUGGACUGGAGGGAGACUCCCAGAGCCCACGUGUGGAAGGUCGUGCUUCCUGGCUUCACAAACGAGGACGUGCUGGUUGAGCUACAAGACCAGAGGGUGCUCCAGGUCAGCGUGGAGAGUGGCAACUUCCUGACGAGGUUUAAGAUCCCCGACAACGGUAACCUCGAACAACUCAAAACCAACAUGCGUCACGGGAUUCUCCUUGUCACUGUUCCCAAGUUUCAUCAACCCACUUCUAAUAGGAAUGUCAGGGUCGUUGAGAUUGAAGGCACCGACUGAACCCAGUUAGCAAACUCUGUCUCUUCCAAGUUGUUCACUCUAAACAAAACAAAAGACGCUGUCGUGUCUAUGUAUGUGUCCGAUGGAACUGUGUUCUAGUAUUAUAUUAUGUUAUGUGUGCGAUGGAACUGUGUUCUAGUAUUAUAUAUGUAUCUGUAUGUUUUAGAGUGGAUGAAUUACUCUUGCUAAAUGUGUAGACUUGUACAUACUACUACUUAACAUUGCAAAGCUUAUUAAAUUAACGUAGCCGGGUAGAUUUACGAU